GGUCAAUACAUCUUUUGCAUCAUAUAUUUACAAAGAUGAUGAUGGUUACAAGAUCUUUUCAACUUUUUGUCUUAUUUAUUUUCACUUUGACCAUCGUCAUAACCGAAUGUGCAAAAGUAACCCAAAACCCAGAUGUAUACAAUAUCACUAAAACAAUCGUUCAUAGUGCUGUGUCGAAAGGGGCAGUGUGCUUGGAUGGAUCACCUCCAGCAUACCAUUUUGACCCAGGAUUUGGAGACGGAGUUGGAAAUUGGCUUGUACAACUUUCGGGAGGAGGAUGGUGCACAAACGUCAAAGAAUGCCUGGAUCGUACCAAGUCCGACUUAGGUUCUUCAAAUUAUAUGAAUCCACAAGAAUAUCAAGGAUUUUUCAGCAAGAAUCAGAGUGCAAAUCCAGAUUUCUACAACUGGAAUAAAGUUUUUGUUAGAUACUGUGAUGGUGGAUCGUUCACAGGAGAUGUUGAAUACGUUGAUCCAGCUACCAAACUUCAUUUCAGAGGGGCAAGGAUUUUUACCGUAGUACUGGAGGAGCUGCUAGCGAAAGGAUUAAAGAACGCCAAGAAUGCCAUCUUGGCUGGCAGUUCAGCAGGAGGAUAUCCAGCAAUGUUGUACUGUGAUCGCUUCCGCAAUUCAUUGCCAAAUACCUCUAGAGUGAAAUGUUUGGUUGAUUCUGGCUAUUUUGUUCAUUUCAAGAAUCCUGUGCUCGCAAGACCUUUUGAAUCAAUAUAUAAAGGAAUUGCCACUCUACAAGGAUCUGCCAAAACGUUACCCAAAUCAUGCACUUCAAAAAUGAAACCAGAAUUGUGCCUCUUCGCCGAGAACAUCCAACAAGAAAUCAAGACACCAGUUUUUAUUACCAUGUCAGCAUAUGAUAAUAUCAUGACACAAUAUACUUUAGGAGGUGCAAUAUAUGGCUGCAUUCAAAACGGGACAUGCACAACAAGUCAGAACAAAACCUUACAAGAAAUGAGGUCGGAUUUCUUAAAUGCAAUACCCAAAAGAAAUAAUCCUAAAUUAAGAGGAGUUUUCAUAGACGUAGUCCAUCAUCAUACCAGCCUUCAGAAGCAGACUAGGUGGUCUCCUGUAAAACCCAUCGUGGUUCAUAACCUGGCCGCACCAAAGGCAUUUGCUGAUUGGUACUUUGAUCGGAAUUACACCUAUUUGAUAGAUGAACGCAGCUUGCCACUCCCAAAUGAUUCCUAAAAGGCCGCCCCUUUAGAAGGAAGAUAAUCUUUUAUUACUUGUGUUUAUUUAUUGAAGAAAAUCCAUUUAUGUAAAACUUUUAUUCAACACCAUGUAAGCACAUUAUUAAUUGCUGACAACCUUCUGAUGUAUAUGUAAACUGUUGCCCAUAUAUAUAUAUAUAUAUAUCAAACCUGGUGACAAGAAGGUCCCUUUGACCAAAGUA
This is a messenger RNA of Nicotiana attenuata, 1407 nucleotides long. RefSeq names its product pectin acetylesterase 8-like. Gene Ontology annotation, molecular function: pectin acetylesterase activity. The coding region runs from base 36 to 1202 and encodes 388 amino acids. The record is from RefSeq and is a predicted model, not a curated record. The transcript is spliced from 13 exons. Gene Ontology annotation, biological process: cell wall organization. Lineage: Eukaryota; Viridiplantae; Streptophyta; Magnoliopsida; Solanales; Solanaceae. Gene Ontology annotation, cellular component: plant-type cell wall.